Messenger RNA from Procambarus clarkii (red swamp crayfish), 14527 nucleotides. It is a transcript of the gene g, whose product is annotated as adaptor-related protein complex 3, delta 1 subunit-like garnet. Gene Ontology annotation, biological process: neurotransmitter receptor transport, postsynaptic endosome to lysosome; synaptic vesicle budding from endosome; protein targeting to vacuole. Gene Ontology annotation, cellular component: presynaptic endosome; terminal bouton; endosome membrane. The record is from RefSeq and is a predicted model, not a curated record. NCBI's taxonomy places the organism in Eukaryota, Metazoa, Arthropoda, Malacostraca, Decapoda, Cambaridae.
CCACUACCUGUGCCGAUCAGUGAAAACAUCUGUUUGUUGAGGUGACAGACCUGAAGACUUGGGGGGCUGAAUAUGUAGUGAUUUGUGCUUGCGCUCGUACCGGUACUGCAUUCCCACUAGAAGCAGACCUGAGAAUCUAUGUAAAAUGGCGCUCAGGAAGGUAAAAGGGAACCUAGAGCGUAUGUUUGACAAGAAUUUGACGGAUCUGGUUCGUGGUAUUCGCAACAACAAGGAGACAGAGUCAAAAUACAUUUCACAAUGUAUGGAAGAGAUAAAGACAGAGCUCCGACAAGACAACCUGGCUGUAAAGGCAAACGCUGUUGCCAAGCUCACUUAUCUACAAAUGCUAGGCUAUGACAUCAGCUGGGCUGGCUUCAACAUCAUCGAAGUUAUGAGCUCUCCAAAAUUUACUUACAAAAGGAUUGGAUACUUAUCAGCAUCCCAAUGCUUCCAUCAGGACACCGAGGUCCUUAUGCUGACAACAAAUAUGAUUCGCAAAGAUCUGAAUAGUCAUAACAUGUAUGACUCUGGCACUGCACUCACUGGUCUAGCAUGCUUUAUUAGUGGGGAUCUUGCAAGAGACUUGGCCAAUGAUGUUAUGACACUGCUUACGUCAACAAAGCCCUACUUGAGGAAGAAGGCAGUUCUUCUUCUCUACAAAGUGUUUUUAAAGUUUCCUGAAGCGCUAAGACCAGCAUUUCCAAGGUUGAAAGAAAAACUUGAAGAUCCUGAUCCUGGUGUACAGUCUGCAGCUGUUAAUGUUAUCUGUGAAUUGGCACGCAAGAAUCCCAAGAACUAUCUCAGUCUUGCUCCUGUAUUUUUUAAGCUAAUGACGUCCUCUACAAACAACUGGAUGCUCAUCAAAAUUAUUAAACUGUUUGGUGCUCUGACCCCUCUAGAGCCCAGAUUAGGCAAGAAGCUGAUAGAACCUCUCACAAAUCUGAUCCACAGUACUUCAGCUAUGUCCCUUCUUUAUGAGUGCAUCAACACGGUCAUUGCUGUGCUCAUUUCUAUUUCUUCCGGGAUGCCAAACCACAACGCCUCCAUACAGUUGUGUGUGCAGAAACUGAGAAUUCUGAUAGAAGACUCCGAUCAGAACUUGAAGUACCUGGGUCUACUGGCCAUGUCAAAAAUCCUGAAGACUCAUCCAAAGUCAGUACAGGCACACAAGGAUCUGGUCCUUCAGUGCCUUGAUGACAAAGAUGAAUCUAUUCGACUCAGGGCUCUUGAUCUCCUUUAUGGUAUGGUAACUAAAAAGACAGUCAUGGAAAUAGUCCGCCGUUUAAUGACACACAUGGAUCGAGCAGAGGGAACUAUGUACCGUGAUGAACUUCUGCAAAAGAUUAUACUCAUAUGUUCACAGAACAAUUUCCAGUAUAUUACUAACUUUGAGUGGUAUAUAAGUGUCUUGGUGGAGUUGUGCCGCAUGGAAGGAACCCAACAUGGUGGCCUGAUCGCCAGUCAGCUGAUGGACGUUGCUAUUCGAGUUGUUGCUGUUAGGGAAUUCACAGUUGGUCAGAUGGCACUGCUACUCGACAACGCUCAUGUUAUUGUUGGGCCUGCUGCAGCCAGGUCAUCAAUUGCAGAGGUGUUAUAUGCAGCAGCUUGGAUCUGUGGCGAGUUUUCUAAAUUGUUGGCAAACCCAAAAGCUACCCUGGAGUCCAUGGUGAGGGGAAAGGUGGUGUCUCUUCCAGGGCACAUCCAGGCAAUAUAUGUUCACAACAUGCUCAAGCUUUAUGCACAUAUUAUUGCUACAGCAGAGGAGGAGGAAGAUUCAGAAAUGAUAGAGGAGGUGACAAAUCUACUCUUGGAGCGUUUACCAGUGUUUGUGUCAUCUGGUGAUCUUGAGGUUCAGGAGCGCGCAUCCUGUAUUGUUCAUAUUGUGACUUACGUUCAAAAGUGCCACAAGCAUGGAGAUAAAGUAGGAACAGAUCUGACUCUUCUGAUAACAGGUGAACUUAAUCCAGUGGCUCCUAAAGCUCAGAAGAAAGUACCUGUGCCAGAUGGUCUUGAUUUGGAUGCUUGGAUUAAUGAUCCACCUUCAGAAAGUGAAGAGGAAAAUGAUGAUACUAUUAAGAAAGAAAUAUUUGUCAAAGCAGAUUCUUCCUAUAAAAAUAGAAAGGAGAAGUAUGAGCCCUCAGAAGAAGAACUGCAGAAACUUCGGGAUGCCAGGAGAGCAGAACAAGCUAGCAACCCUUACUAUGUUAAAUCAUCAGCUCUCUCUUCUCCACGGCCAAAUCAUAAUAGUAUACAAGUAGAUGAAAUUCCUGUUACAGCAAUAGACUUAAAUGUUUCCCUGAAGAUACCAGGCAUGACAUCGUUAGAUAAGUACCAAGUGGUUGAUGGGUGGCAAGAUGGUGGAAAGAAGCGACACAAGAAACAGAAGAAGCGUAGUAAAAGGAAAGGACAGGCAUCAUCCAGCAGUGAUGAGGAAGUUCAUCAGCUACAUGUAGUAAAUACUGACAUUGGGGAGAUGCCUGAAGGGGCUCAUCUGUCUGAUGAUAAUGAAAUAGAUGAUCGACCAGAAGAUGAUCCUCACAGAGCUCUGGAUAUUAAUCUUGAUGAACCUUUGUCACCAAAUGAAGUUCUUCCAACUAGGACCCAUCAUGAAGUGCACACACAAAGAAAAUCAGAGGGCAGUGAUGAGGCUAACUUCAUGCCACUAGGAACUCCAGUUAAGAAAAUAAGAAAUAAAGGCAAAAAAGACAAAACUAAAAAAGUAAAGAAAGAAGAAAAAAGGGUUAAAAAGAAACAUAGUGGAGAUAACAAAAACAUCAUAUUGGAUUUGAUUGAUCCACUCAAGGAAACGGACAUUAGUGAUAAGAUUCCCACUGCAGCUAAUCAUAUAAAUGGAAUCACAAAUGCUAAGAAUGAAGGAAAGCCUACAGAUGACUUAGAUUUCUGGCUGUCUAAAGAGGAUUCAUCGCCACGGGCAUCACAUGAACCUGCUGUGGAUGGGUCAACAAAAGUGGCUUCUCCAUCUACCCCUCCAUCAGCCAGAGAAGUGGAAAGUAUAGAUAAUAAAUCAAAGAAAACUAAAACGAAAAAGGAGAAAAAGGCUAGAAAAGAAAAAGACAAAGAUAAACCUGAUAAAAAGAAGAUUAAGAAAAAAGAAAAAGGGGAAAUAGAUUCACUAAUUCGUAACAGAGAUGAAUAUGAGGAGACAAAUGGAACUGUCACUCAGGAGGUAGAGGAGAAGCUAGUGGUGGCAGAAGAUCAAGCAAAUGUCAGAUUAUUAGCUGAGGAUUCUCAAAUGAGAAUGGUUUAUUCAACUGCAGCCAUGGAUGAUGUUAUGAGUGAAAUACUGGUGCGUAUAAAAUUCACCAAUCUGUCCUCUAAGACUGUGAGCAAAUUACAGCUAAUGUUGCCAGACUCUAGUGCCCUUAAGAUGAUACGAACAGAUCCACAAUCGGAAUUGGUAAAUCUUCCUUGGACUUUAGAGCCAGGAGAAUCCAAGGAGACCCAGUUAUCUUUUACUGCUGAAGAUGUCACCAUUCCACACAAGCUCAGGGGUUUUCUUUCAUACAUUCAGGAUGGCAGCAGCAGUAGUGAUUUAUCCUUGCGCCUUGAAUUUCCUGUCACAACUUUCCUCUCUGGCAAGACAGCAAGUCGAGCAACAUUUACAGAUUUGUUAAGUUCAGGUCAACUUUCUGCAAGAUCUUCCUUUACACUGCCGGAGUGCCCAUUGUCUUUCCCAGAGGUACUGGACAAACUAACACGAGGGAGAAGUUUAGCAGUGGUGGAGAGAGUUGAUCAAACUGCUUCCUUAUAUGGUCGCUCCCUCCAUGGCCACCAUGUUUGUCUCCUAGUCAAGUACCAGGCAUCACAUCGAUUGACAGUUGAUGGCAAGAGUACAGAUGGAAUACUUCUUUCCAAUGCCCUGGAUCACCUAAAAACUACAAUAAUGAAAAAAUAGUACAGUUGUUGCAAUGCUCUUCCCAGUAGGAAGUUGAGAAGUUGGCAGUGUGCUCUUAGAUAACAAAAAAAAAAAUUUAUCACCUUCAGAUUUUAAGUUGUAGGCUGUAAAUAAACAUUCCUACAUAUUAUUGGUAGCAGAAAAGUAUAAUUUUUUUUUAUUCUAAUUUUGGAACGCCUUUUUUAUGGAUAGUCAUAAUAGAAUACUUCUACAAACAAGUAUAAGUGCUGUAUAUCAAUUCUUAAACUUUAAUCAUGUGAUUUUUCUGUAACUUGUUUGUAAUAUUGCUAUCUGUUGAAAUUAUGCAUGGCUUUACCUGACUUUUUAAGAGGAGCAGACUGUAAGUGUAUGUUGAUUCUCCAUCAUCAGUACCAAAUUUAAUAUUCACCUACAAAAUUACUGUAAUUUAAGACAAUUUUGUAUUAAUGAUGCUGUGAGAAGUCAUAUUACCAUGUAAUUAUUCUGAAUUCAAGUACUUUGUAGCAUUUCACUAUAAAUUAAAAUUAUGCAUUGGAAAAAACACAUUUAUGUUCACCAUGUGUGUGUGCCAAAGUAAAAUAAUUAGGUUUGGCUUUUCUGUUAUUGCAGUCCACUUUUGACAGCUUUAAAGUCUUCAAUGGAAAUAACAAAUUGUGUAUUUAAAUUCUGACCUCUAAAUUAAUUAGUUUUAAAUGAUUCUUCUUAUAUAUUAGCUCUCUAUAUGCCAUACCUAUAAUUCAAAACACGUUCGUGUCCUCUUAAAAAUAAUGAGAACUGUGGUCUCGGUGUUUUUUCCUCAUCUUUCUAAACUAUAUUAGUGUGCUGCUGCCAUCAGGAUACUCUUCCUUGCAGUGAAAUAAAAGCAAAUCUGAUUUAAUAAAUAAUUCUCAUACACAAUUUCAACAGUAUGCACAUAUUUUGUUUGAGCUUCUGUUACAUUAUGUAUAUAUAUUCCGAGAAAAUUUCAAUGAAUUUGAGGGAAAAGUUUAUAAGCAAAUAAUUAAAGCCAAAUAAAUAAUUUGACCAGUGUGUGUGGCUUUGCAAGUGUCAUCCUAUUCUGUAGUACAUUCUACAAUUAUGGUACUGUUAAAGUGCUUGCUUACUUCAUUAGUUAGGAUUUGCCAGUGCAUGCAAAUGUGUGUAAUAUAUAAAAAAAAUCUAUCAGUUUGUAAAUAACUGGCCUGACUCACUAUAAAAGAUAUUUGUUUUUUUAUUGGCUGUAGUAGAUUCCAGUAUCACCAGUGCCUUGCAUGGGCUUCUUAUGGGCCACAGGCUGCCUUAUGCUAACCUGAUGCUAUUUGAGACAUUAUCCUAAUACCUAACCAUUAGGUCUUAGCCAUUUUACUUAUUCUGGACUUUGACGAUAAAAUAUAAUCUUAUGAUUAUUAUAUGUAAAUAACUUGAUGCUGUCCAUUACAUAAAGCAGGCUUUCAAGAAGGGUGAGUAUCUGGUUAAAUGAUUAUGAUUAUCCACUAUUAGAAAUUGGAUAUAUUUGUGUAUACAGUAUUUGUUUUAUAUUUAAUAUAUAUUUAGUGAAUAUUGAACCUUAUGUAAAAAAGUAAUUUGAAAGUCGGUAUUGGAUUAAAGAUCACAUAGUGCAUUGGUGAUGAUCAUGUCAUCCACAGUAAUUCUCUUGAAUGUUGUGUGCAGUAAUCCAAGUGACACCAUAGAUUAAAGGGAGGGCAUCUGAACACAGCCCAGAGCAAACCCACUCCUGUGCCUGCUUGCAUCAAGCUUCAAACCAUUAAACAGAUGUAGAUAAUCCCAUAAAUGAAUUUUGUUCAUAAACUAUUGAAGCCGUUAUUGCUAUGCCUCUUCCCAACUCCCUGACUAUUCUAUCAGGGAGGGGGGGGGGGGGAGGGAAAUGCUAGGAAGUAGAUUUUAGAUCUGAUUUUAAAGUAAUUCCUAGGUUAUUUAAUUUUAAAUUUUUGAGUGCCUGAUAAAGUUAUUUGAAUUUGGUGACCAAAAUGCCCCUAGUUAUAUAGAAUGAUACAUAGACUAUGAUAUUUACAAUACAGUGGUUGUCAAUAUGUACUGUAUAACAUUCAUAUAGUGACUUAUUUUUUUAUAAAUUACUGUAAUCGCUAUUAUUCAGCUUCAUUUAGAUACAGACAGCCACAUGCUUCGCGAAUGCCGUCUAUCCAAAAAUGCCAGUUUUCUGAUAGGGAUUGGUUCGGAUACUCAAGUUCGGGAAGUGCAAGGUUUGGGUAUCUCAUCGAGCAAGUGUCUGCCAGGCCUUGUGGCCCGGGGUGGUGGUGGGUUGUUGGGUGGGAGAUGGGCCUAGUUUGCCCCAUUGACUCUGUUGGGUGCCACUCUAGUGUCUUCUUCCCUGUGACGUCACAAAUUCACGGCCCAUUGUUCAAAUUAUUUUGACUUGUCAUGAGACUGGAGUGUUCAUUCUAUGACUUUGUCGGAUAUAUCAUCACAAUCUAGGAACAUCUGUACAUCAUGUCAGCUUCAAAUGCACCCAUUGUGUCGGUGAAAACUUCAUCAAGCGUGAUACGUAAAAGAAAGACGUCAGUGAUGACAUUUGAGAAGAAAGUUGAAAUAAUUAAUGUGAAGAGCAGAGUCCUGAGAAGUGUUGUGCACUGAAUAUGGCAUUAGCAAGAGUACUUUUUUAGCUUCUUAAGGUUAAACCUAUCGUUUUUACUGUUUCUUUAGAAGUGAAAGCAGUAAGACAAUACGAAAUAAAAAGUUAGUAAGUAAAGCAAAUGUGGAGUGUUGAUAAUGCAGUGUGGCAAUACUAGUAGUACAAACAGAAGCAUGAGGACCAAUAUUUCAGCAAUAUUUUAGAAGGCAUUCUGGCAUUUAUGGAAACGAGUAAGUUUGAAACCAAGGACAUAAUGAACCUGUACAAUUUGUAUACGAGGUUUUGAAAAAAAAAAAAAUGAAUGAAACGAAUAUCACUUUAAUCUUUUUGCAAUGGUUUCCAAGAAAGCUCACAUUGCCCCACCUGCACCCGACUCAUUAGAUGUUGACCCAAAUGCUUCAACAUCUGAGGUUACCUUAUCACCAUUAAUCUCCACUUCAGUAAACCCAACACCAUCAACAUCCACCACCAUGGGGACUAAUCGUAUUGACAACCCCAUCCUCCUGUUUAGAUAGUACCUAUUGCGACGAUAGUCAAUAGUCACGAAUUCGUACAUACUGUACUUAGCUUUUGGAUGAUAGUAUACUGACUAGUGAGGAAUUCUUUUAAAAUAUAUGCAACUAAAAAUCACUUAAAUAUUCCUAGGCCUAGUAUACCCCACUCACGUACUGUACUAUAUUAGGCCUCAGAUAUCGUGUAUUAGGCCUAGGAAGGUUAGGUUAGUUUAGUUUGUCAAAGCAACACACGUGAAAAAAGUUUUCAGAUUUGUCCAACUCGAUAGUGCAGAUUUCUAAUUUCAUUAGCCGUCGGUAUAUAUACUAUGGUCCUCAUUGUUACUAUAAGUACUACCAAAACAGGAGGAUGGGCUGAUUGGCGAGUACAAACAAAAUACAGUACAGUACUGUCGAAUUUAUGCUGUGAACCUGUCAAUUUUUUCCCUUAGAUUUUUAAGGCCACUUGUACGAACACAACACGUUAACCAGCAGGUCUCGGCCCCGAGGGGUUCGCAAAGCAUGUGGCCAUCUGUAUAUCCUUAUUUUUAUGUACAAUUAACUUUACUUAUGGUACUAAAUUAAAUAUUUUUAUAUAAGCACUGUAAUUCUUAUUAAAUGGUAAUUGUUGAAGUAUUUUAAAACUUUUCCAGUAAGUACUUAUUAAGACUUUGGAAUUGCUGAUCCAUAUUAGAUAUCAGACAUUAAUACAGUAUGUAGACCAAAGCUAAAAAUCUGUGCUGUAGCACUUUUAAUGACAUUCCAAUGUUAGUACUAUGUUAAAUUUAAUAUACAGACUUUUCACCAAGUUCAGAAUAGAGCGAGAGAGAGAGAUAAUGGGAAUGAAUUAAUAAUUAAUAAGAGAAUGAGAAAUAUGGGCAAUUUGAGAGUUGAACCAUAUCCUUGGCUGUUUGAACUAGUUUCAGUAUGAUUGCCCUUCUCAAUUCAAAUGUAUCAAGCUUUGAAUAAUUUUGUUUAUUAAUAUGGAAUAUAGCUCAAUUAUUGAUUGUAAUAAUAUUGGCUUUUGGUUAUUUUUUGCACUUUGGGCAUUUUAUAUAACACUUGAUAACUUAAAUUUGAUUGCAAGCAUGCUUCACCUUUUGUUUUGUUUUAUAUUUUUUUUUCUUUUAAAUCUAUUUUUCAUAUCCCACCCUUUUUUUCUUAUCCUUGUGUUUGCUUGCUCUGUGAUAUCUAAUUGCCAAUCUGAGCUAGUUAAGUGCGUUUUUAAAAUGGUAUUUGUUAAUUAAGGUAAUAUGUAUGUAGAAUUUAAAUUUAACUUUUGAUGUUGAAAUUAGUAGCAUACAGAGUCUCGGAUUUUUUAAAGCUUGUCCAAAAUAUUUAUUUUCAGAUUUGUAUUAAUUAGCUAAUUUUGUCAAAUUUAUAUGAUGCACCGUUACCCCUGUGACGUGUCAGGUUUUUAAGGUCUUAUGUGUACUUAUUCAUGAAGUUGUAGUCAAAUUUGCACAUCCAUUCCUGCCUUAACUGUAGGUCUCAGUACAGCUCUCAUUCUUUUAAUCCACAUAUUUUCAUCUUACACUAUGGUCUUUGUUAAAAUUAAAAAUCUUUGGCAUAGAAAUUAUUCCAAGACAUUGUUUUUAGAAUAGAGUAAUUGUAUUGGUACAGCAUGUAACAUGGUGAGGAAAUGAAAGACAUUAGCGAAUACACACUGUUGUUUAGGCAAGGGGAACUUUUCACGGUAAAUAUGUAAUUAAAAUGUUCAUUAUAUAUAUAUUUGAAUCAAAAUUUGGAAUUUAUAUAUAUAUAUAGCUCAUUUAUUAUGGAUCCCAUAUCCAUCCUAUAAGCAGUAGUGGAAAAGGCGCAUAAUGGGCUGAGGAACUGAACCCCAUAAUUUAUUUAGCUAAGGAAUUUUGUCUUUGUAAGCUUGUUUCUUAAUUUAAUGUACAGUAUAUAUCAACAGUCCUUUACAGAUUAAUGGGUUUCAGAACUGGACUACAAGAAUUUCUAUGCUUGGCUAUUUACAUUUGAAGUCACUAGUUACAUAUAAUUUUGAUUUGCUUAUGUGCCCCUCACCUAUCCAGUGGGCAGCAGUGGUAUUCUACAAUCACAUGCAUGCACUACCUACAGAAUGCAAACUUGGGAUAUUUGGCCAAUAUUCCUGGUAGUAUAUAAUUUUGAAUGAAAUGCACAUUUCUUGAACAGAAUAGCAUAUUAUUUUAUACAAGAUAAACUCUACACUUGUGGUGUCUUCCCUGUAAUGUCAUGAAGUUUUGAAGCUUCCAAUGGUUUGGCAUGCACUAGCCACUCACUUGAUAUAUUCUAUCAUUACUCUGCAAAUGUCUUUAACAAAAAAUUAUGGCAUCUUUUUUUUUCUAAAUUUGACUCUGAAAUCUAUCAAUAUGAUAGUUAAAAAAAAAAGAUUGGGUAUGUAGAUUCAUGUCACUACAGUAUUCUGUUUUUAGUAUCAUUUCCUGAUCUGCCUACCAAUUUGGGCAUAGUUAACAUUUCCAACAUCUGGGAGCAUGGCUGCAGUUUGUCUAUUUUAUCAUUAUUUUUGGAGAUACUGUAUGGCAACCAUAUACAACUACAUAUUCUAUUUUUGGUCUUGUGCAUCUUGAUUUUUUUUAUUCAUUUGUGUAUAUAAAGACAAUGCUGAAAUUUACCAGAUUAGUUGGCCCCUCAUAAUAUAUCCCUGAUGUGGGCUAAUUGUGACAGUUUACUAUCCAGAACCCUCCCUAAUUCUUUCCUUUUCCGAGUUCAAUACUGGUAGUUAUUUCAUAAUUUGCAAGUUGAAUGUAGCCUAGUUUCACUCACUGUAUUUUGUUAUUCAUAGUCCCAUUGUUCCACGCCAUUAUCUAGUUGGUCUUAAAUCAUUCUGAAGGGCACGGCAGUCAUCUAGUUAUUCUAUUAUUUCCAAGGUAUAUCAUUUGUAUAUACAGUAAAAACAUUACUAGCACUAGUGCAUAGCCCUGUGGGUCAUCACUAGUAACAAACCACUUGUCUAAUUCAUUGCCUCUUACCGCUACUCUCAUUUUUCUAUCUUUUAGUAAACUCUUAAUCCAUGCUAUUGGUCUUUGUCAGCCCUGUCUCUGUAUUCCAAUUUUUAGAACAGUAUCUUGUGUGGGACUUUCUCUAAUGCUUUAUCCAGAUAAAUGCAGUCUGCCCAAAUGUCUGUCCUGUAAGAUCUGUGACCCUGUCAUAAAAACUGAGCCAAUUUGUUAGGCAUAACCUUCCAGUUCAAAAAUCAAACUACCUCUUCAUUAUGACAUUUCUUCCUAGAUAUUCUACCCAUGUGGGUUUUCAAUUACUGAUUCUGGUGAUUUCACUACCUUUUCAACGAUACUGGUCAAUAGUUCAAUAUGCCUUUUUUUCUUUCUUUUUUUUCCCAAGUGUUAAUGUUUGUUAGAAUGCCUGGAAAAUAUUGUGCAGUGGAUUGCUAAGCCCAUGGCCUGAAUAGACAGCACUCGGGAUUCGUAGUCCUGAGGUUCCGGGUUCAAUUCCCGGUGGAAGCGGAAACAAAUGGGCAGAGUUUGUCACCCUGAUGUCCCUGUUCACCUACAAAAAGGAGGCCUGGUUGAGGCCGUAGGGACGCUAAGCCCCAAAAUCAUCUCAAGAUAACCUCAAGAUGAUAAGCCCGUGAGCAUAUUGUCUUGGUACCGAUGGUAAAAUUUCAUCAUGUCCAACUGCCCUAGUUCUACCUAAAUUUGAGCAAUUUUUUUUUUUUUUUUUUACAUUGUCCUGGAAGCCCAGAAGUGUUCCAAGUUAUGCUUUAAUGUUUGUGUUUUGUACACUCUGAAAUCCUCACUUUGUAACUGCUUAUUAAGUUUUGUACCUUUCCUUUUGUCUCUGUGAAUCUCUCAUUUUUAAUCUCUGGAUUUUAUACUUCACAUUCAAUUUGCUUUUUAUAAAUUUAUAGAACAGACUGGGUUCUGUUUUGCAUUUGUCCACUAUUCUUUUUAAUUUUCUUUCCUCCUCCCUUCUUUCUUACUACCAUUAGACCAAUUGCAUUCUAAUUUGUCCUUAUGUUCAUUUGCUUUGUGAGUGAUAGUAUUUGUAGCAGUUAGUACUAUUGUGGUUUUGCUUUUUGAGUUAAAAAUUAAGGUACUACACUGUACUAUGACUGCCAAAGUUAAAGUAAAUUCAUAUUUUUAUUCAGAAAAACAAUAGUUUUUUGUAGAAAAAUUGUUAGUUUUAUCGACAUUUUUAUUGUAAAUAAUUGCAAUUUUUCACCUUCAGUAUUUACCCAAAUCUCGGAGCGGGUAGUGUUGGAUAACAUUUUAUUAUAUUAUAAGUUAUAUUUUGAUAACCUUUUUGCUUGAUCCUAACAGAACAACAACAAGGCAAGAUUAAAAUAAUGCUAGUUUUUUUUUAUCUUAAAGUACUGUAAUUGUUAAUUUUCAUUUUAUAUCUUCGUUCAUUUUAUAUACAGGUAUGCAUUUCAUGAACUUUCCUCAGUAUACAUGAAUGUGCUUAAGUAAAAGUCAUCAUGUUUAUGGUAAGCUUGGCAGGGCAGUAAUUGGGAAUUUGGUAGUAUGGAGAUUCUCUUAAGUUUACAGCUUCAUUAUCCACAGCUUUCCACGAGUGUAAUCAUUCUGCUGUUUCAACCCUCACUCAAAAUAUUGAGUAGUAGUAUUUAAAUUUUUAAUUGUAGUCCAGUCAUUAAUUGUUCAAUGCAAAAAUGAGUGCAAUAAUACAGAAUUCAGUGUUAAUAAAAUUACUUCUUUAUUAAUGCUGUAUUUUACUUUUUGUCUUAUUCCACUUUUAUUUUGUAUGAAUGUCUUGCAGGGUUUAUAUUGUUUCCUUAAGUUACAUUUGAAAAGGUCAGUCAUUACUAUUGUGGUUUACUGGCAUGUCGUAAAAAAAAUUGCUAAUGGUAGGUAUCACGAGCAACAUGGUAUGCUUAAAUAUACCAAGCUUGAAUUUAACUCCCAGAGUAUCCCAAUGUGGUAUAUUCUGCAGAAAGGCCAAAGAUGAUAGUGCAUAUUUACAAUUUAAAACAUUAAUCAUAAGUUUUGUACAGUUUAUAAACCUUUAUAACAGUAAGUUACAUAAUAUGCUAAAAUUAGAGUUGCUGAAAGCUUGGUGUGUGCCAUAUAUUUAGCUAAAUUUUAUUAAUUUGCACAAUGUAUCAUCAAUUAUGUUGUGUGUUGUAUCAUGUAAUAAUAUAAAUGUUUGGAGAUAUUAGUCUUGAUUUUAAAAAGCAGGAUAUUUACUCAACUUUGCUGGUGGUGAAAAAAUAUCCUUGAUGUCUCAAGGGCGAAUGUCUGCAUUUCCUAUUUUAGGUGGCAUUUUAAUGGUUAAUUGAUAGAUAAAAAAAUUUAAUUGUUUGAAUGGCAAGUCAACUGAUAGCUUUGAUCAAUACCGUUAAUCUGUAAUAUUUCUGAUAUACUGUAUACAAGCAAGACUGACACCAUGAAAACAGUACUGUUGGGAGGGUAAUUAAUCACACAUGCAUACUGUUAGAUAAGAGCAUCUUAUUGCUUUGGGUCCACAUUGGUUGUGUUUGGCUAAGAUCCCAGAUGUGCAAACUAGGAGCUUUCUUCCCAAACUAGGAACAUCUUCCUAAAUGAUCAACACAAAACAGGUUGCCACCACAACAAUGAUGUCAUAAUUCAAUGUUAAAAAAGGUAGUUCUUUUCUUUUUACAGCUCAUGUGUGUUUACUCUAUCCUCCAUACAUACACAUGUCAUUUCUUCUACCACCCCCUUUCUCUCUCUCUCCUGUUCUUCCUGUUUUCCAUCUCCCUGCUUAUGGCUUUUACUGGUAAACAGCCAUUGCAUUUAACCCUUUGAUUGUCAUCUUAUAAGAGUUUUGCAUUAUCUUUAUAGUAUAUAUGAUAUUUGAUACCCACCUACCUUUGACAUCACAUGUCCAUUACCUACAAACUAAAUGCACCAAGGUCCUUAUCUUACUCAGUCCUGUUGCAUACCUUCUGGGUGCAGAUAGAUGGACACCCCAUUUACACUUCUUUGUUAUCUUGGCACUUUGCAUCACACUGGCUUGUGACUCAGCUCAAGGGCCCUUUGUUCUUUGUCUACCUAGAGCUUUUAUGUGGAAACUCAUAUUCCAUCAUUUCAAAACUGCUGCAGUCAAUAUUGCCUUCGAUAAUUUGUGCCAACUCGCGGAAUUCACUGUUAAUGCUUGUACAGUACUUCAGUCUGAUGAGUGCUCUAUUGAAAGCCCUGUGUGCAUUCAUUUUUAAUCUUUAUAUUUUAAUUCUUUUACAAGAAUAGUAUGCAUGCAGGAGUGAAGGAUUAUACUGUACCUCCAUCUGUCCUAAAAUGUCUUUUCCUUUAAUAUAAAUAUCCAGUGUCAUUCACACUACUACUCUAAUUUCAGUUGGGUCGAAAUUUGCUGGAGGAGUUGGCUUCGAAAAUUUUCCUGAUAAAACCUUUGUGCAACCUUUCCCCAAAGACUAGUACAGUACUAAGACUGGAGCUUUAUGCAAUUUAUGUGCUCCAAGACUUGUGCUUAUGUUAAAUUUCAUAUGCAAACAAUCACCUGUUAUUAAAGUCGACUUGUUGUGCUCUCGUGGCCCUGGAGUCUCCUAAUUAUACUGUAGUGUACUUAUGUGAUUGGAAUCCAACACAGGUUGUACUGUACCUCAUCUUUAGCAAACAUUAGACAGUCACUUUUUGCUAGGUUCCCAGCCAUAUUGGUGUUGCUUCCAAUAAUUUGGCAGACACUGAUUCUAAACCCAUACGUGUUUGUCUCGUCUCCCAUAAAGUGAGUUCUCUACUUAAAUUUCUAUGGUCAUAUCCUGAUUUGCGACUUCGAGAGAGAGCAUGAUACUACAAAUAACAAAUUAAGUACUGUACUAUCAAAUAUAACCUAUUGAUGUGGUCUUUCUCCUGUUGCCAUAGUAGGUGAUGGGAAAUGCCUCUGGCUAGGUUACAUAUUAACCACAAAAGAUUAACUUGUGUGCACUUAAAAAAAAAACCCUGCACAUUAGUGUCAGAACUGAAGUGUUCAGUUAAGGGUCACUUGCCAUCUUGUAGGAUAUCCUGGUUUUUAGUGAUUGGAAGUGUUUUGUCCCUUGAUGAAAAUCUUCACUAAUGGCAUCCUGAAUAUCUAGAAAAAGUUUAAUAUUUAAUAACACAUGUACACCUAUUCUGGCUUGGUGCCUUUUUUUAUACAGUAUUUACAUUGACCCUCUCUAUUCACAGUUUUUUCCUCUUCUCCAUUCCCUCCCCUCUUUUUCUCCCCUGUUCAUAUCUCGCUUUCUCCCUCUCCAUUCCCCUUGUAUAUUUUACCUUCUCUAGUCUGUUGCUUUUUUAUUAUUAUUAUCCUAUCUCCCCUUCCCCAGUUUUUCUCUCUGUAUCCUUACACAAUCCUAUCCCUCCCUCCCUGUUUCACAAAUACAUUUUCUUAAAGCACAUGGUAGAUCAUAUAUUUCAUACAUCAUAAUUCUGCAUGUAUUGUAACUUAACUGUGAUCUAAUACUUAAAUGUACUACAACUGCUGACUUUGUGCCAGGAAAUCUAUCUGAAUAUAGUUUCAGGAUUUAGAGCUAACACCUAGUGAAUUCAUUGCCUUGUAUGAAGAUGAGGGCACAAUUUUCAACUAGUGUAAAUAUAUUUCAUGAUAAAUUCA